Messenger RNA from Debaryomyces fabryi, 504 nucleotides. RefSeq lists its product as uncharacterized. Lineage: Eukaryota; Fungi; Ascomycota; Pichiomycetes; Serinales; Debaryomycetaceae. The coding region runs from base 1 to 504 and encodes 167 amino acids. The transcript has a single exon. The record is from RefSeq and is a predicted model, not a curated record.
AUGUCGGAUACUGAAGAAAGUAGAUACAUUGAGAAAGAACUCAAGCAGGAAGUGUCAAAAAAGAAGGUUGUGCAACCUAAAAGCAUUAUUUCCAAAAAGACUGGACUUAUAGUGAACUGCGUCUUCAUCGUAUCGGUUUUGAUAUUCUUUGCAUUUUCAGUCUUUCAGAAUAAAGACUCCAAUAUUUCAUUACAAUCACAUCAUGUUGACACGAAUCAAGCAGCAAGUUACGAAUAUUCGGGCUUCAUAAAGCACGAAGGAGAAAAGCUUGAUAUUACGCCAGAAAUCAAAUAUAAAAGGGACUCCAAGUCGUCUAGUUCUAGCUCCAGUAAAUCAGACAAAGCAACUAAGCCUCUCGAUGAACCAGCAAUACGGUUUUUACUUGUAUUGGGUGGAUUCAUAGUUCUUAAUAUGGUUGCUAUUUGCAUCCAUCAUCUCUUUUUGAAAGCGACAAGAUCAGAAAAGUCGUACAGAACAAUAGAGCAGACUAUCUCUCCAUUUUAA